AUGAAUGAUCCAUCACAGCAGCCUUUAUUGACAGCCAUUCGAGAUCGCCUAUCCGAUAAAAUACCGAACCAACUGAAUACAGAUUUUCAUUUGAUGCGAUGGCUGAAGGCUUAUGAUCAGAACGUUGAAUUAUGUGCAAGUAAAUUUGAAGAAUACCUCAAGAUGCGCCAGACCUUGGGUUAUAAUUCACCAAACGCUACACAAAGUUUUUAUCAGCGAGAUGAUAUUCAGAAGUAUGGUCGAUUUUUGACACAAUCACGACUAACAAACGAUUGGAUAAAUGAAAAGGACAAUUCGAUCGUUUUCGUUGAGAUGCCUUUUGAGGAACCCAAAAAAAUAAUGAAAUGCAUGCGUGUCUCAAGCUACUUGAAAAUAUUUUUUGGUUAUUGUGAAUAUUUUCAAAACGCAAUACUGGAACAAGAGGAGCGUACCGGUCGUCAGUCGUACGGUAUUUGCAUAUACGACCAAAAAGGUUCCUCGUUAGUGCCGUAUAUGAAUCCGAUUGGAGCAAUCAAUAGGAUGCUAACAGCACGCAUCUACUUAUGGCUCGAUUACUACAGUGAAUUAGUGAAAAAUGUGAUUAUCGUUAAUCCACCAACACUUCUUCCAGUCAUAUGGAAGAUCGCAUCAAUGUUGCUACCAACAAAAGUGCAUAAUCGUUUUUUAUUCGCUAAAAAACUCCCUGAUCAAUUAUUACCCCAUCUAUCGCUACAAGCGAUACCAAUUGCUUAUGGAGGCGAGUAUAAAACGUCAUCAAGUACGGAUGAAUCUGGCGAGACGAUGACAAAUGGAUGUAUUCGAGCUGUACCAAUUUCAGAUGUUGACUUCCAGGAUUGUGGUCAAAUUUGGAAAGAUUAUUCGUUGGAAGAUGUUGAAUUAAGCGAAUUGGUCGUUCGUGCUGAUGAAACGUCACGUCUUCAAUAUCAAGUCAGUAAGGGAAAAUCAAUUUUAUACGAAUUCUGGACGAAUUCUGAUGUAAAAUUCUGGAUAUCACAAGGAGAUACGGAUCUGACACCAAGAUUUACGCUGUCAACACCGAAGUUAUCUGAAGAGGGGUGCGAAAAAUCAAUUGAUGAUGGAGAAAUUUUUGUGAACUUCACAAAUCCGAGUAAAGUGUUCAGCGCAAAGAUACGCUUGGCUGUAAGAAUUGUAUAG
Molecule: messenger RNA, 1155 nt
Organism: Anisakis simplex (herring worm)
Lineage: Eukaryota; Metazoa; Nematoda; Chromadorea; Rhabditida; Anisakidae
Source: the annotation of a GenBank genome assembly